This is a messenger RNA of Chinchilla lanigera (long-tailed chinchilla), 9843 nucleotides long. RefSeq names its product zinc finger, FYVE domain containing 26 (gene Zfyve26). The transcript is spliced from 43 exons. Lineage: Eukaryota; Metazoa; Chordata; Mammalia; Rodentia; Chinchillidae. Gene Ontology annotation, biological process: double-strand break repair via homologous recombination; mitotic cytokinesis; regulation of cytokinesis. Gene Ontology annotation, cellular component: lysosomal membrane; centrosome; midbody. Gene Ontology annotation, molecular function: phosphatidylinositol-3-phosphate binding; metal ion binding. The record is from RefSeq and is a predicted model, not a curated record. The coding region runs from base 407 to 8020 and encodes 2537 amino acids.
CCACCACCACUGUUCACAGCGGAAUCUGUCACCUGACCCUGCCCAAACAUGGCUGCGCUGGAAAUUGUAUUGCUUCGGGUCUCCGGAACAGGCUCAGGAGAGGAGUGUUCCUGCUGAAUCGACCACCUGGGGAUUUGCAGCCAGCCGGGCAAAACGUUCGGAGGGAAUAGGGACGUGGACUUAGGAGCCCGAGCCCCCGCCAGUGCAGAGUCUGAUACUGUCAAAUGUAGGAUCUGCGUAGAGAUGGCAUCUACCCCUGGGAGAAAGCGACAGUUCUCCAGAAGAGUUAGUAACGUGUCCGAUUUAAAACAGUGUUUAUGAAAGAGCUGCUCCACGAGUGAGACCACUGAGAAUGUGUUCCGAGUAACGCGUCUCUUUCUACCUCCCUGCACUCUGUGCUGGGAAAAUGAAUCAUCCGUUUGGAAAAGAGGAAACUGCUACCGAGACGCAGCUUUUUGGAUUUUUCUGCGAGUGCCUGCGGAGGGGAGAGUGGGAGCUGGCACGGGCAUGUACCCCUCAGCUACACGAGGCACACGGUGAUAUCCCAAAGCGGGUGGAAGAGGUGCUUCGGGCGCUGGUGCUGUGCCCGGAUCUGCUGAGAUGUGGGCAGGACAUCAGCCCCCAAAGAUUAGCGUGGCUCUGGCUUCUUGUACUGGAAAAAUGGUUGGCCCAGGAAAAGAAGUUACUCCCACCUGUUUACCAGAGAAAACUUGAGUUUCUUUUUCUGUCAGAAGACCUCCAGAAUAACAUUCCAGAGGACAUCCUUAAGGAGCUGUAUGAGAUUGUAGCACAAGGCACAUUAGCCCCCGCGCCUGACGCAAGUCAGAGACAGGAGAGCUGGACCCCUCGGCUCACCUCCGAAGCUGUCUCUGUGCUCUGGGACCUUCUAAGGCAGGCUCCCCAGCCAGCACAGGCGCUGCUGGAGCUCCUGCUUGGGGAAGAUGACGGCACCAGCCUCUGUCAUUGGCCUCUGCAGAAGGCACUGGUGGGCCUUAUUCGAAAGGCACUGCAGGCUCUGCACGGGCCUGCCUCUGGGGCCCCUGGGGACACUGAUGCCAUCUACAGAGCGCUGCGGACUCUGCGUUGCCCUGCAGAGUCCCCUGGGCCUGAGUUGCGUGUCCUGUGUGAGGAGCUCCUGGAGGCCUGCAGGACCGAGGGAAGUCCCCUAAAGGAGGAGCAGGUGCUUGGCUGCCUGGUACGCAAGGCUGGACGGGGCUUGUUGUCCCUCUAUGGCCACACCUAUGCAGAAAAGGUCGCAGAAAAGCCACCAAGGGCCACCACGUCUGGGAAAGUCUCCCCGGAUCAUCCAGAGCCUGAGCGGACAAUGCUGACCUUGUUCUCCACCCCCAACCCAGCCCAGGCUUGGAAAGUGGCCUUUUUCUACUGCCUGAGCAACAGCAAGCACUUCCUUGAGCAGAUUCUGGUGACAGCACUAACGCUGUUGAAAGAGGAAGACUUCCCAAGCCUUGGCUGCCUGCUGGAUAGGGAGUUCAGGCCUCUAAGGCACCUGCUCGUGCUCCUUGGCUGGACACACUGCCAGAGCCUCGAGUCAGCAAAGAGGCUGCUCCAGACACUACACAGGCCCCAGGACCAAGGCUGCGAUGAGCUUCUCAGGGACGCCUGUGACGGACUGUGGGCCCACCUGGAGGUCCUGGAGUGGUGUGUGCAGCACAGCAGCAACUCCAUACCAAAGAGAGAUCUCCUGUGUCAUUUACAUGGCGGAGACAGCCACUCAGUGCUCUACUCUCUCCAUCACCUUACCAACCUUCCAGCCCUCAGAGAGGAAGAGGUUCUCAAGCUCUUACAGAAGGUGCCGGCCAAGGACCUCCAACAAGAGCACGAUUCUGCUGGUGCCCUGGUUCCCGAGCACUUGAGUCAGUGUCAGAAUCUGACCCUCUACCAGGGCUUCUGUGCCAUGAAGUAUGCCAUCUAUGCCCUCUGUGUGAACUCACACCAGUACUCCCAGUGCCAGGACUGCAAAGACAGCCCCUCUGAGGACCCGGCCUUGGCCGCAGAGGACUCUGUCCCCUCCCCAGGUGCUUCACGUCUCUUCUCGACUUACCUGGCCAGGUGUCAGCAGUAUCUGUGCAGCGUCCCUGACUCUUUGUGCCUGGAACUUCUAGAAAACAUCUUCUCAUUGCUCCUCAUCACCUCUACUGAUCUUCACCCAGAGCCUCACCUGCCUGAAGACUAUGCUGAGGAUGAUGACACCGAGGGGAAAGGCCCCUUGGCUUUGAGGUCUCCAUCAGAAAGCCCUCAGCAUGCAGGACAGCCUGAGAGGAAGUCAGAACGGGGUUCCCUUGGAGCCCCCAGGAACCUGGCUCAUACAGUACCAAGCUGUCUAAAAGCACAGUCCGAAGACAGCUCCCCAGGGCCCCAUAGCAAUUUUUUGGAUCUAAAGCACUUUACUAAUGGUAUCAAUGGAUUCCUGGCUGAUGAGUUUGCAAUGGGGGCCUUCCUUGGGCUCCUCCAGGAGCAGCUGGAUAAGAUCAGUGGCCACAGCCCCCCUGAUAAGGCAACGCUUCUGGAAGGCCAGAGCUGCACAGGAAGCAGAGAUGGACUGCAGAGCCGCCUGUACCAGUUUUCUAAGGUUCUUUCUGAGGCCCAGUGGAGAUAUAAGGUGAUAACAAGCAACCAGGGCUCAGAGGAGCCACUUUCCCGAAGGUACCUGCCCAUUGCCACACGGCACUCUAGUCUCCGCAGGGGUCGUCGGACAAGAAGGAGCAGGGCAGAUGGCCGGGACAGAGGCUCCAACCCAUCCCUGGAAAGUAUGAGUAGUGAACUGAGCACAAGUACUUCAGAGGGCAGUCUGAGCGCUGUGUCUGGGCGGAAUGAGCUGGAGAGCCGAUCGCAGCCCCAUCCUCAAAGUUCAUUCCUCCCCAUGAUGUUCUCCCCACCGGAGUCGAUGCUAGCAUCCUGUAUCCUCCGGGGGAACUUCGCAGAAGCCCAUCAGGUGGUCUUCAUGUUCAACCUAAAGUCCUCACCCAGUGCCGGGGAACUAAUGUUUAUGGAGCGCUACCAGGAAGUGAUCCAGGAGCUGGCUCGAGUGGAACACAAGAUAGAAAACCAGAACUCAGACGGCACUAACAGCACCAUUCGAAGAACUGGCAGUGGCCGUUCAACCCUGCAGGCCAUUGGCAGCGCUGCAGCCGCAGGGAUAGUAUUUUACUCCAUCUCUGAUGUGACCGACAAGCUGCUCAGCACCUCCGGAGACCCCAUCCCCACCCUCCAGGAGGACUUCUGGAUCAGCACGGCUCUGACAGAGCCCAGCACUCCCCUGAGAGAGGUUCUGGAAGGCCUUAGUCCCCCCGCCAUGGCUGCAUUUGACCUCGCUUGCUCUCAGUGCCAGCUCUGGAAAACCUGUAAGCAGCUCUUGGAAACAGCUGAGCGGCGUCUGAACAGUAGCCUGGAGAGCCGGGGUCGACGGCCAGACCAAGUCCUCCCCAGUGCCGAUGGCAUUCGAGGGUUUCCAGUUGUUCUUCAGCAAAUUAGCAAGAUUCUUAAUUACCCAUUUAUGUCAGCUGGACAAGCUAAGUCAGAGGCUGUGGAAGAAAAGGGAGGAGCCCCUCCCCGGUGCAGCAUCACCGAGCUGCUUCAGGUGUGCUGGCCCAGCCUGACGGAGGACUGUGUUGCCAGCCACACCGCCCUCUCCCAGCAGCUGGAGCAGGUCCUUCAGUCACUGAGAGAGGCACUAACUCUGCCAGAGCCCAGGAGUACUCCACUUUCUUCCCUGGUGGAGCAGGCAUCCCAGAAAGCUCCUGAGGCCGAGGCCCACCCUGUGUACAUCCAGACUCAGCUCCUGCAGAAGAAUCUUGGCAAACAGACCCCAGCAGGCAGCAGACAGACUGACUACGUGGGCACCUUCGUCAGCUACUGUAGCACCUUGGCUGCUGUUCUCCUUCAGAGUUUGAGCUCUGAGCCUGAGCACAUAGAGGUCAAGGUAGGAAAUCCCUUUGUUCUCCUGCAGCAGAGUCCUUCCCAGCUUGUGUCGCAUCUCCUGCUUGAGAGACAAGUUCCACCAGACAGGCUGGCAGCCCUUCUGGCCCGAGAGGGUCUCAGCCUAAGUGUGCCACAGGUUAUCAUCAACUGCUGCUGUGAGCCCCUUACUCUUUGCUCCUCUCUGCAAAGCCAGCAGACAUCAUCCCUCCUGACCCAGCUGGGUGUCCUGGCCCAGCAGUACACCUCCCACUUCCUGGAUGACCUUCCUCUCUCUGCACCGAGCUCCCCUAGGCCAACCAAGAAUCCCACACCGGAGAAGAAGCCCUGCCCCUCCCCAAAGGACUCAUCGCCCCCAGCCCUCACCUCCUCUGCCUUGGCCUUCCUUAAAUCCUGCUCGAAGCUACUGUCUACAGUGGCCUGCCUUGGGACUUCCCAGGGGUCAAAGGUCAGCAAGCCCAGCUUGUCGUGGAAGGAGCUUCGUGGACGCAGGGAGGUGCCUCUGACUGCGGGGCAGGUGGCCCGAGAGUGUGAGCACCUCCUGGAACAGUUCCCUAUGCUCGAGGCCUCCCUGUUGGCUGCCUGGGAGCCCCUCCGUGGGUCCUCUGAGCCAGGAAAGAGUCUGGCAGCCAGUCUGUGUGGUCAGGCCCAACUGUCUACUGUGCUCCUGGGCCUGCAUUCGCCCCUUGCCCUGGACGUGCUCACCGAGGCCUUUGAGGAAGCCCUGGUGGCCAGAGAUUGGGCACGGGCCCUUCAGCUCAUCGAUGUGUACGGGCGUGAUGUAGAUGGUCUGAGCAACAUAAGGGAUGCGGUCCUGAGCUGUGCAGUGGCGUGUGACAAGGAAGGUUGGCACUACCUGUUUCCUGUGGAGGAUGCGUCUCUGAGAAGUCAGCUGGCCCUACGCUUUGUGGAUCGGUGGCCCUUGGAGUCGUGCCUGGAGAUCUUGGCCUACUGCAUUUCAGACACAGCUGUCCAAGAAGAACUAAAGUCUGAGCUGCAGAAGAAGCAGGGGGAGCUUCAAGUAUAUCAAAAGAUUCUGGGCUUGCAGGAACCUCCAGCCUGGUGCGACUGGCAGACCCUGAGGAGCUGCUGUGUUUCGGACCCACCAUCUGUCAUGAACAUGAUUCUAGAAGCGCAGGAGUAUGAGCUGUGUGAGGACUGGGGCCGUUUGUACCCCAUUCCAAGGGAACAUUUAAUCAGCUUACAUCAGAAGCAUCUUCUCCACCUUUUAGAGAGAAAAGACCAUGACAAGGCUCUGCAGCUCCUACAAAGAAUUCCCGACCCCACCAUGUGCCUUGAGGUCACAGAGCAGUCCCUCGACCAGCACCCUAGCUUGGCCACCUCACACUUCUUGGCCACCUACCUCACCAGUCACUUCUAUGGAGAGCUGACUUCUGCUCGACACGGUGAAAUCCAGGCCCUGUACAUGGGAUCCAAGGUUCUGCUCACUCUGCCUGAGCAGCACCGGGCCAGCUAUUCCCACCUGUCCUCCAGUCCCCUGCUCAUGUUGGAGCAGCUACUGAUGAACAUGAAAGUGGACUGGGCCACUGUGGCCGUGCAGACCCUGCACCAGCUGCUGGCUGGACAGGAGAUUGGCUUCACAAUGGACGAUGUUGACUCACUGCUCUCCAGAUAUGCAGGGAAAGCCCUGGAACUCCCAUACCCUCUGAGGGAGAAACGAUCAGCAGAUUCUGUGAUUCACCUCCAGGAAAUCGUUCAUCAGGCUUCCGACCCUGAGACUCUGUCUAGAUCACCCUCAGCAGAGUUCGUUGCUGCUGCUCCUGGUGUCUCCAUUGUGCAUUCCCCCAGCCCAAGGGAGAGGAGCCUCCCUCAAAGUCAGCCCCAGCUGGAAUUUGUGCCCCCAGCCAUGCCUCCUGCCAGGCACCAGUGGGUGCCAGACGAGACCAAGAGCGUCUGCAUGGUCUGUCACAAGGAGCACUUCAGUAUGUUUAACAGGCGUCAUCACUGUCGCCGCUGUGGCCGGCUGGUAUGCAGUUCCUGCUCCACUAAGAAGAUGACGGUGGAAGGCUGCAGAGAGAACCCUACGCGUGUGUGUGACCAGUGCUACAGUUACUACAACCAAGACACAUCAGAGGAGAAUCCAGGCCAACCAGAAGCACCCGACAGCGCAAAGACUGAAAGCCUUCUCUACUCGGCCAUGGUGGAAGUGCCCAAAGCUGCCGAGGUGGAAUGGAUUUUGAGUCUGAACGGGGAAGAAAACGAGUUGGUGCGGAGUGAAUUUUACUACGAGCAGGCUCCCAGCGCCUCCUUGUGCAUUGCCAUCCUGAAUCUGCACCGGGACAGUGUCGCCUGUGGUCACCAGCUAAUUGACCACUGCUGCAGGCUGUCCAGGGGCCUCACCAACCCGGAGGUGGAUGCCGGACUGCUCACAGACAUCAUGAAGCAGCUGCUCUUCAGUGCCAAGAUGAUGUUCGUCAAGGCUGGCCAGAGCCAGGACCUGGCCCUUUGUGACAGUUAUAUCAGCAAGGUGGAUGUGCUGAAUAUUUUAGUGGUGGCUGCCUACCGCCAUGUACCAUCUCUAGACCAGAUCUUGCAGCCUGCUGCGGUCACCAGGCUGAGGAACCAGCUUCUGGAAGCUGAGUACUACCACCUGGGAGUCGAGGUCUCCACAAAGACUGGGCUUGAUUCCACUGGGGCAUGGCAUGCUUGGGGCAUGGCCUGCCUCAAAGCCGGGAACCUCACUGCAGCCCGGGAGAAGUUCAGUCGCUGUCUGAAGGCCCCCUUUGACCCCAACCAGCUGAAUCAUGGCUCGAGGCUGGUCCAGGAUGUGGUUGAGUACCUGGAGUCCACAGUGAGGCCCCUUAUUUCCUUGCAAGACGACGAUUACUUUGCCACCUUGAGGGAACUGGAAGCCACCCUUCGGACCCAGAGCCUCUCCCUGGAUGUGAUUCCCGAGGGGACGAUCACAAGCAACACUUACUACCAAGAAUGCCUGUUCUACCUGCACAGCUACAGCACCAACCUGGCCAUCAUCAGCUUCUACAUGAGGCACAGCUGCCUCCGGGAAGCCCUGCUGCACCUCCUCAACAAGGACAGUCCUCCAGAAGUCUUCAUAGAGGGGAUUUUCCAACCAAGCUACAAAAGUGGGAAGCUGCACACUUUGGAAAACUUGCUGGAAUCCAUUGAUCCAACCUUGGAGACCUGGGGAACAUACCUGAUUGCUGCCUGCCAACAUUUGCAGAAGAAGAACUACUACCACAUUCUGUACGAGCUGCAGCAGUUCAUGAAGGACCAAGUCCGGGCCGCCAUGACCUGUAUUCGGUUCUUCAGUCACAAAGCAAAGUCAUAUACGGAGCUGGGAGAGAAGCUCUCAUGGCUGCUUAAGGCCAAGGACCACCUGAAGAUCUACCUCCAAGAAACAUCCCGCAGCUCAGGAAGGAAGAAAUCCACCUUCUUCCGAAAGAAGAUGACGGCAGCUGACGUGUCCAGGCACAUGAACACACUUCAACUGCAGAUGGAAGUGACCCGAUUCUUACAUCGGUGUGAGAGUGCCGGGACUUCUCAGGUCACCUCUUUGCCUCUGCCAACGCUCUUUGGAAAUAACCACAUGAAAAUGGACGUUGCCUGCAAGGUCAUGUUGGGAGGGAAAAAUGUAGAGGAUGGCUUUGGAAUUGCAUUCCGUGUUCUGCAGGACUUCCAGCUGGAUGCGGCUGCAACUUACUGCAGAGCCGCCCGACAGCUGGUGGAGAAGGAGAAAUACAGUGAGAUCCGACAACUGCUCAAAUGUGUCAGUGAGUCGGGCAUGGCGGCCAAAAGUGACGGGGACACCAUCCUCCUCAACUGCCUGGACGCCUUCAAGAGAAUCCCACCCCAGGAGCUGGAGGGCCUGAUCCAGGCGAUACACAGCGAUGACAACAAGGUUCAGGCCUACCUGACAUGCUGCAAACUGCGUUCUGCCUACCUGAUUGCAGUGAAGCAGGAACACUCACGGGCCACCACCCUCGUGCAACAAGUGCAGCAGGCUGCCAAGAGCAGUGGGGAUGCCGUUGUGCAGGACAUCUGUGCCCAGUGGCUCCUGACAAGCCACUCCCGCAGUUCCCAUGGCUCAGGCUCCAGAAAGUGACCCUGGGCAGCAGGGCUAGAAAAAUGUAGCCGGAGCACUCUGGUGACAGGAGCCAUUCCCUCCACUGCUUUCCCGCUGUGGAGUGGGACUCAUCUGGCUCUUCCCCAGGUCGGAAAGAGCUGGGCUGGACCCUUACUUGCCUGCUUCGGCAAGGACAGGACCUUUCACGCAAGUGCCAUGUUUCUGUGCGGUUGUGGACUUUGUGUGUGUUUAUCUGGAGAUGGCCAGUUCUUUCUACCUCAGAGUGAGUGAGUGAGUGUGUGCACACCACGCACACCUUGCAUGCUCCUGCACACUCAUGUUUACGCCCCCAGCAUUCUCUGAACAAGUACCACUCUCCUCCAUUGAAGCGAGGCACUUUACUUUUGACUUCUGCCUGUCUUAAAACCUUCCCUGCGUUUUGGUUCUUAACCCGGGUUGUCCUAUUUGUACACAGCCCCUUCUGGGUGGGCACACUGAAGUAGCUCCUCUUAGCUUGCCGGAUUUUACCGAGAAUUGGAGAGCAACACCAAAAGGAUCGCUUAUUUUCCCUUCCCCAAAUUCAGAGAUGGCUUUGGGACAAGUGCUGUCUCUGGGAUAAAACUGCUUUCCAGGUAUCUCUCUCCCAAGCACAAGGAGUUGACAUGAGUCUUUGAAAGGUAGAAGGAAUAGAAGGCUUUCCAGGUACCAGCACCUAAAUGCUAUGGCUGCCACACGGGCAGGAGGCGUCCCCGCCACAUUCAUCUGGGGGGUGAGGGGAAGGGAGAGCACACCAAGCAGGGACAGGGGGUGGUUGUUUACUCAAAAGCACAGAGCUGGUGCUUGUGAAUGCCCCGCUGCCAAGAUGAUGGGAGAGGAGAGGGAACUAGUAGCCAGCAUCCUAGGUCUGAAUGGCCAGACUUUAUCUAUUUAACCUCCACUCAUAAUUGUGCCUCUUGAAUUGGUUAGGAAAUCACUUCCCCUCCCUCCUGCUUCCUUCAGUCUUCUGGAGACUACAGCUGGGCGUGCAGACACCUGGGUCACUGAGACAGCAGUGUACUUCUUUUCCACCUUAACAGAGUCAGGGGCCGGGCCGUGGACAAGAGUCAGAAUAAAAGGACAAUGAUUAGGUCACAUGCAGUUGGUAGAAAACUAGGUGAAGUACUUCUUAAAUGUGCAUCAGCUUGUCUUCCCACCUGAGAUGUGACAAUACUUGAGGAAAUGCACAUUAUACUCAAUGACUUGGGUCUGCAAAUGGGGGCCUAAAGAAAAGCUCUGCACCCCUCAGUCCCACCAGCAGGAGCUCAGCCUGUCAAUCUCACCUUUGAUACUGAGACAAAGACGAACUGGAAGCGGAAGCCACUGUCUCUGGUGCUUAGAAAUCCUGUGGAAUUCCCUCUGAACCUAGUUUUCUAGUAGUAAAAUGAACAACUGUUACGGGCAUCUGUCAGGUGGAAAGUAGUCCCAUUAGAGGAGAAAGGCUCUAAGGAAAAUACCAGAUCCCUUUGAGGCGAUGUCUGACAGAUGACCUUCCUUCCUCGAGUCGGAAUGCCCAGGAGAACGUUGUUGCCUGGCGUCCACUUACCCUUCCGAGUCUGCCCUUUUUGCACUGAACCUAAGCACUUUAUACAAGUGGAUCACAAAUCUUGAGGGCCCUGAAUUUGGGAUGUUAUGACCAGAUUUUCCUGACAUUUCCCUCUAACUAGCUGAACUAGAAAGUCAGCAGCUAUUGGUCAGACUGACACAGGUGAGGCUAAUGGAACAUAACACCAUGGUCUCCAGAAAAACAACAUCAAACAAAUGUACGCGUUGAGGGGUUGAAUGCUUAGCCAUGAGCAAGUCACAAUAAAAUGUCUAUCCGAGUA